AUGCACACCACCAGCUCUGGCUGUCACCACUGCCUACCCUGGUCUCUAAGGACCCGAACAGCCCUUGCAGAUACCCCCAACAUGCUCACCAAGGACUACCCGGUUGUCAAUGUUGGGGACCUCAGCAGCCACAAGGGUGCCAUUUUGAUGUUUAUGGGGAUUGUUGUCCUCACUAUGAAGGCAUCUGUUAUUGAAAUGUUCCUUGCUGUGCCCCAGAUCAACUGCGAUGUCAAAGCUGGAAAGAUAAUCAAUCCUGAGUUUGUUGUAAAAUGUCCGGCAGGAUGCCAAGACCCGAAAUACCACGUUUAUGGCACGGAUAUCUAUGCAUCCUACUCGAGCGUGUGUGGCGCCGCGAUUCACAGUGGCGUGCUUGAUAAUUCAGGAGGGAAAAUACUUGUUCGGAAAGUCGCUGGACAAUCUGGCUACAAAGGGAGUUACUCCAAUGGUGUCCAGUCGUUGUCGCUGCCACGCUGGAGAGAGUCCUUCAUUGUCUCAGAAGGUAAACCCCAAAAGGGUGUAACCUACCCAUCGGCUCUUACAUAUUAAUCAACGAAAAGCCCCCCUGCCAAAACAGGUGAGGCCACAAAAGCCUAUCAGAAGCCACCAGUCCCAGGAACACCCGCACAGCCGGUCACCCUGAUGCAGGUAACAGGAGCCCCGGCCACCGAAGCCACCCACACCAGCCUGCCAAAGCCAUCCCCAUCCACAGGUUCUACCAUCAGCAGCCUCAGACCACAGCCUGUGGGCCACAGGAGCUGGGAACUGGGGGAAAUGGACUUGUGGCAACCUGGAUCGGUCCUUUUAGAUGCAGGAUUUGUUCCAAAAGAAGAAUUAAGCACACAGUCUUUGGAUCCAGUAUCCCAGGGAGAUGCAAACUGCAAAGUUGACUUGUCAUUUUUAAUCGAUGGGAGCUCGAGCAUUGGCAAACGCCGAUUCCGAAUCCAAAAGCAGUUCCUGGCUGAUGUUGCCCAAGCUCUUGACAUUGGCCCUGGCGGUCCACUGAUGGGCGUUGUUCAGUAUGGAGACAACCCUGCUGCUCAAUUUAACCUCAGGACUCACAUGAAUUCCCAGGAUCUGAAGACGGCCAUAGAGAAAAUCACCCAGAGAGGAGGACUUUCUAAUGCAGGUCGGGCCAUCUCCUACACGACCAAGAACUUCUUUUCCAAAGCUAAUGGGAACAGAGGUGGUGCUCCCAACGUGGCCGUGGUGAUUGUGGACGGCUGGCCCACAGACAAGGUGGAGGAGGCUUCGAGGUUCGCAAGAGAGUCAGGAAUCAACAUUUUCUUCAUCACCGUCGAAGGUGCCACUGAGAAUGAGAAGCAGUACGUGACGGAGCCCAACUUCUCGAAUAAGGCGGUGUGCAGAACGAACGGCUUCUACUCGCUCAGUGUGCAGAGCUGGUUCAGCCUCCACAAGACCGUGCAGCCCCUGCUGAAGCGGGUCUGUGACACUGACCGCCUGGCCUGCAGCAAGACCUGCUGGAACUCAGCCGACAUCGGCUUUGUCAUCGACGGCUCCAGCAGCGUGGGGACGGGCAACUUCCGCACAGUUCUCCAGUUUGUGGCCAACAUCAGCAAAGCGUUUGAGAUUUCAGAAACAGACACGCGGAUCGGGGCGGUGCAGUACACCUACGAGCAGCGUCUGGAAUUCGGGUUUGACGAUUACACCACCAAGUCCGACAUCCUGAAUGCCAUCAAUAGGGUGGGCUACUGGAGCGGUGGGACCAGCACCGGGGCUGCCAUAAACUAUGCCCUGGAACAGCUCUUCAAGAAGUCCAAGCCCAACAAGAGGAAGUUAAUGAUCCUCAUCACUGAUGGGAGGUCCUACGAUGACGUCCGAAUACCGGCCAUGGUUGCCCAUCACAAGGGAGUGAUCACCUACGCGAUAGGUGUCGCAUGGGCUGCCCAGGACGAGCUGGAAGUCAUAGCCACUCACCCUGCCAGCGACCACUCCUUCUUUGUAGAUGAGUUUGACAACCUGCACAGAUUUGUCCCCAAGGUCAUCCAGAACAUUUGCACAGAGUUCAACUCACAGCCUCGGAACUGAAUUCCGAGCAGGUAAAGCACCAGCCCAUGCCGCUCCCCUGACUGGCUCUGGCACAGCCCCCACUGCUU
Molecule: messenger RNA, 2114 nt
Organism: Odobenus rosmarus divergens (Pacific walrus)
Lineage: Eukaryota; Metazoa; Chordata; Mammalia; Carnivora; Odobenidae
Gene: VIT
Product: vitrin
Exons: 13
Biological process (GO): positive regulation of cell-substrate adhesion; extracellular matrix organization
Cellular component (GO): interstitial matrix
Source: RefSeq, a predicted model, not a curated record